Branchiostoma floridae (Florida lancelet) is the source of this 6021-nucleotide messenger RNA. RefSeq names its product plasminogen-like. Gene Ontology annotation, molecular function: protein binding. Lineage: Eukaryota; Metazoa; Chordata; Leptocardii; Amphioxiformes; Branchiostomatidae. The record is from RefSeq and is a predicted model, not a curated record. The transcript is spliced from 4 exons. Bases 107 to 748 code for a protein of 213 amino acids.
ACAAAGACAGAGGGAGACAGCUGCAGAGAGGCAGAGAGAGACAGAGAGACAAAAAGACAGAGACAGACAGAGAGACAGUGAGAGAUAGUUGAAUGAUAAGUUAUGGAUGAGUGGUGGAUCAACAGUGCCCUAUCGUUCUCCAGCGGCCUCUGCCUGUGACAAUGGAGCCCUGUUCCACCAGCUUUCUCGGUGUGACGGCAGAAACGACUGUGGGGACAACAGUGACGAGCAGAACUGUGCCUGUUACUAUCUACGGGACAGAGGGACAAGCUACAGAGGCCGUGAAAACCGUGGCAACUCCUGUCAGUUCUGGACAUCUCAGUACCCCCACCCCCAUAACCACACUCCCCAGGCCUACCCACGGGCAGGGCUGGAGCAGAACUACUGCCGGAACCCGGACGGGAAGGACAGGCCGUGGUGCUACACAAACAACCCGCUCAUCAGGUGGAUGUACUGCGAGGAGGUCUUCGCCUGUGAAGCCCCACCGACGCGAUGCUUCUACGCAGUGGAUAAGGGAAGGAGUUACGCAGGGCAGACUAACAGGGCAGGAGACCGGGUGUGUCAGAGAUGGGACUCCCAGUCCCCCCACAGCCAUCCCCACACACCACAGGCUCAUCCUGAUGCAGGCCUGGAUGAGAACUUCUGCCGUAACCCUGACAACAAGGAGCGGCCCUGGUGCUACACCACGGAUGAGUCGAAGAGGUGGGACUUCUGUGACGUCAUGGAAUGUGCUGGUAUGAGAGUUUGAACAACCUGUAGAUUUGAUCUAGUCUCAUUUAUCAAAUAUCGAUGUAAAGAUAACCACGAAUACAUCAAAGGUAAGUAAAUUACAAUUCAAUCACUCACGCACUCACUCAAUCAAUCACUCACUGACUCACUCAACCAUUCACUCGUGAUCACUCACUCACUCACUCAGUAACUACAUGUACUAUAGCUAUAGAUUAUGAACAUACUAGAUUAUGAACAUAUUAGAUAGUUUUUGACAAAUGUACUAUUUGUUUUAAAACUAAAGGUUUGAAAAAAGUCAUCCUUAAUUUCCCCAUUUGUCUUCUUAGACCCUUUAUCACCGGGCUCUAGAUCUGUCGGCCAGGACUGCGGUGGAGACUACACCUGUGCAGAGUCUUUCCCAUCACGACUUUGCUACUGUGACGAAGACUGCAGCUUUUUCGGUGACUGCUGCCAAGACUUUCAGUAAGUAAACCUCUACUAGCCUGGUAAAAUCAGGCCGAUAGCAGCCUCAUCGACUCGGACCUCAUGCUGGCCAACAACUGUUCACCAUAUUGAUAUAUAUUUCAAUCAUAUUGAUUGAGACUAACAUACAGGGAUAUGAUUACUGAUAAAAGAUAUCAAAGACAGUCCAGGGGCUUUAGGUAACAAGAAAAACCUUCAAGAUACUAUUAUUAUCAGACAAGCUUUAUUGACACGACGAAAAAUACAGUAAUUUCUUAUGGUGAACUAUAAACUGCAACAAAAAAAAAAAGAGAAAGAAUACAGAAUACAUCUUACAACUCUACUAAUUAAACAACAUCGGAUGAUUAGAUUAACAUAUAUUUGAAACCGUGUGCGUGGUGAAAAGUCUUAGAGAAAGUAAGACAGAAAAUACAUUACAUGGUAUUUUGAAACGACUUAACCCGUUCGUAUACUUGAUUGCUUAUCACAGCUUAAAAGCAGUCCUAUGAGUUUUUCACAUCCAACCACAUCAUAGACUUGAUGUACCUUGAUGCUAACAACUGACAGCGAUUUUAACUUCACGUCUUUAUCACUAUUUAUCCAUCUGCUAGUGCCGAUUUCAACGGUGACAAGAAAAGUUUUACACGUACAAAAAAUGUGAUUUUUUUUCUAACAAAUCUUCUCAUUGUGCCCCUUUCUGUCCACAGCAUAACGCGUAGUUUGUUCAAAUGGAAUUGAAAUAAAAGUGCAACAAUCUUGUUACUUGCUGCACAUUAUGUAAGUGCUAAAACUGGACUAUUGUGUUUACCAUGUUGUUGACUAGUAUCCAUGGUGAAGGGAUUUCCUUAGCUGUUAUUGGCCUGCAAGAUAACAGCUACUUAGUGUCUGAUAGACAACUAGAUAUGUACAAUCUAUCCAUUUGUUUGUCUAAUGAGUAACUGUUGUCCUAUUCUCCAGUUAUCAGGGUGUCUAACCUCCAUCGUUAUAAUUGGACUAAUUUUCAUUUUCGACAAAGAAUCCCUGAUUCUAACUGUUCCUUUUGCUCAGCAAUUACGAAAAUGAAAAGGACGUGUUUAAAUUUUCAACAUAACAUCUUAAUUAGAGGCAUUGUGAUUUAUUAAAGCUUUAUUGCAUUCGCUACAGAGAAGGCAGUGAAUCCCAAACACCGUCAGACCAUCACCAUCUGAAGUGGGACUGUGUGUCUGGCUUUUCUCCUGACCUCGUUAGAAACAAAAUAAAGAAAGAGUCCUAUUGGAUGGUUGCUGACUGUCCUGAUGGAUGGAAGGAAGACGUUACGAGGGAAAAGUGUAUAAAACAAGUGGACCCCUUUAACCCAAGUGAGCUCGUCCAUAGAAUGCCUGUGGAAGACGCUUCAAAAAUCCCCUACAGAAACAUAUUUUGUGCAAUUUGUAACAAUGUUUCUUUAACAGAAACAGUUCUUUGGGAAUCGCAAGUUGAAUGUGCAGGGAUGCUUGAGUUGUCUCCACAAAUCCCUAGGGGUUCCCAAGAAUAUAACAGCAUCAUUGAAAGUAGUGACGAAUAUUGCUUUGGAACGAAAACGAUAGCGUUUGUCCCUUUAGACAUACGGCAUGCUAGACGAUGUUUCCAGGCUGAUAUUUUAGAAGAGAGUUGUAAUAUCUCCUACUGUAAGUCCUACAGUUACCCAAUAGGCAUUGGGUAUAAGAUUUACAGAAAUGUUCACUGUGCUCUUUGUGAAGGACUUUCUCUAACGGCAGCCGCAAACCUUAAGUGUGCUUCUUUUUCGGAAAUUGAAACCCGAGAACCUUGCGUUCAAUAUUACGAAUGUCCCUCAAGAUUCUCACUAACUAAUCUCUUCAACUUUAAUUCGUAUGGGAGUGGUGGAAACAGUCCCAAUCAGUGUCCUUCCGACACUUUAUACGAUCCUUUUGCAGACACAUGCCGGUUAUUCUCGUCCUCCCGUAGAACUCACGGCUCAUUAAACAAUACCACCCCCUUAGAAAACUGCAGAGAACCCGCUCUAACGUUCACAGCGGAAGAGUUCCGAGUCCUUCCCAAUGGUAGCGUCCUCCUGUUGGGUUCUAACGUGUCCUGCCUAGCUGAGCAGGUGGCCAUUCUGAACACAACAGCAUCGAUCUGCGGGGAGUGCAUUCUUCAGUACUUCUCAAACUACACACAGACAGCUAACCCUUGGGACGCUGACCAGGGCUGGUUAACCCUAGGUCUUGUGAUAGUGUCCGCUGUAGCAGUGUUUGGUUACGUGGUCCACAAUAUCAGGUCUGGCCAGUGGGAGAAAGUCCCAGAAAAGCUGAAGGUUCAGAUGUUGGUAUGCAUGGCGUUUGCUGAAGUCUUGUUUAUGGUACGUGUGAGGGUCCCCCUCGGAUCGGCUUGUGCAGCGUUCGCGAUAAUUCUUCACUACUUUCUGUUGACGGCCUUCACAUCCAUUAACGCACUUGCCAUGGACCUCUUUCUAACGUUUCGUGAUGCUUUAGAAAGAGCGAAGCUGUACCAGUACCUGUUGUACACAUGGCUGAUGCCGGUCCCUAUAGUCAUAGUGACUGUGAUUGUAGAGUUCGGCAGUUCGGUCAGUGUGGGGUACGGAGAGAACUGUUGGAUCGGCAAUCCGGUAGCCAACCUGCUGGCUUUUGGAGUCCCUGUCUUCAGCGCCAUUCUGGUCAAUGCUGUCUUGGCCACUUUUGUCUUGCGGGCCAUACGGAAGUCAUUUGUGAUAGCCGACAAGGCGAAGUCACGUUCGAACAGCAGCAAGGCUUGGGUUUACCUGCGUAUCUGCUUCCUGACGGGGUUCACCUGGAUUCUCGGCUUCAUCUAUCCUUACGUCAACAGCCGAGCUGUCGAGUACAUCUUCAUUGUGCUGAAUGCUUCUCAGGGCCUUCUACUGGCCCUGAUACUGACAAUAACAUCGAAGAUGGUGCAGAAAUGGAAGGUGGCGAUCAGGGAACGCUUUGGUCUGGCUGAACCUAACAAAGACAAUAGAGCAAGCACCGCUGCCAUGAAGCACAGGACCACCGCAACGGCGUCUGAGACCAGCUCUUCUGCAGACAUACCCCUUACAACUUUCACUGAUGUGGAGGAGAACAGAGCACGCAUUCAGCUAGAUAGUCCAAAUAAGGCCAGUGGAUGUACUGCCACUGUUAGCAAUCGGAAGACCACAGUGUGUGCUACAGAAAUGCCCAAGACAACUUUAGCUGAUGUCGAGAAAACUGCACGCUCUCAUCUGGACAAGCCUCAACAGGACAGCGGAGCAACCGCCGCUGCAAGCACCGAGCUUGCCUCCACAGGGGGAACUGACGCAGUUGCAAGCGGAAGUGACGUAGUGGCAGGCGGAAGUGACGUAGUGACAGGUGGAAGUGACGUAGUGGCAGGUGGAAUUGACGUAGUGGCAGGUGGAAGUGACGAAGUGCCAGUCGGAAAUGACGUAGUGGCAGGGGGAAGUGACGUAGUGGCAGGCGGAAGUGACGUAGUGGCAGGCGGAAUCGACGUAGUGGCAGGCGGAACUGACGUAGAGGCAGGCGGAAGUGACGCUUGGCAGGCGAAACUGACGUAGUGGCAGGCGGAAUUGACGUAUGGCAGGCGGAACUGACGUAGUGGCAGGCGGAACUGAAGUAGUGGCAGGCGGAACUGACGAAGUGGGUUCCAUAACCGCUCCGGAUAUAGAUGAAAAAGAGACUAGUUUCUAGUUUGAGCCGUUGACUUACUGACUUGACUUAUGUCAGGUAUCAAUCCUCAACUGCCACCCGAACCACUGCAGCAGCCCAGAAGACCCUGUCCAGCAUCGCCUUGCCCAUGCUGCCUGCCUCUAGUGCUGAGCCGUUAGAGACAGCAUUGACAGCAACAACAGCUUUAAGAUUCCUUGUACACCUUCCUAUUUCAAAGGGAAUCACUCAAAAUCUAAUCAGUUUCAAUGAUUUAUAACGUAAUCAAAAUCAAGCUCUAAUCUAGCCACAUGCAUUGCAUACUUUAAUUAUAAGAAGAAAGAGGGAGAGCUUUAAUGCGCGAUAUUUUAGCAGGUUCAAAGUACGGCAUCGUGUACAUGACAGUUAAAUUUUUGCAAUCUCAAAAAAAUUAUGUACGUCAUGAAUAACAGCAAUCAUGCAUACUGAAAGUCCAGAAAAUUAUGUUUUAAAGGAAAGUAUAUACAUGCUAUGUCAGCUGUAAUCUCUGUUCUACAGAGUUUUAUAUGGGUUAUGUUACAUACUACUAGAGAUAUGAAAAGCUCAUGAUAGUUUUUGUUUGUGCAAUAUUGUAACAAUUGUCUGUCUUAUCAUACAUUGGGCAAUCUAUUAUGAGAAUGGAAUUUGUUUUGAAUAUGACUAUGACACCCUUGCAAAGCUUUACCAGUUUGAUAAAUAACUCGAUAAAAAGUUGUCGGCUCUUGCAAAAGAAAAAAAAAUGUUAUUAAAAAUGCCACAGAGUCAAAGGAUAAGAUAUGUAAAUAGAUAAAUAGGGCAUCAUUGAAAUAAUCAGAUGGCUUAAGUUGUAAAAAUAAGAAAUAGACUUUUAUUUCGAAUUCUUCAUUGUUCAUGGUGUAAUAAUUAGUGCAUGAAUAUUUUAGGAAAACGUUUCAACUGUUUUUGUACCAUAAUGACUUUGACAAGAGGUCCAAUAUUUGCAAGAUGAGAAUAAUAGUUAAACAGAGAUUGUGUAACUAUAGUAAACAAGAUGCAGUGGAAAUUAAUAUGAUUUUAUUUGUAAAUGUUUUCAUUACGAAGAUGACGGAAACAGGCCAUGUGAAACAGUAACCACAAUGUGCAAGAUGUCUUAUGUUUUCACGAUAAGGAUAUUGGUUAAAGAAAGAUUGUGUAAAUAUGGUAAAAAGGAUGCAGUGGAAAUCAAUAUAAUUUUAUUUGCAAA